This is a messenger RNA of Malania oleifera, 1803 nucleotides long. RefSeq lists its product as uncharacterized. The transcript has 4 exons. Gene Ontology annotation, molecular function: phosphoglycerate dehydrogenase activity. NCBI's taxonomy places the organism in Eukaryota, Viridiplantae, Streptophyta, Magnoliopsida, Santalales, Ximeniaceae. The record is from RefSeq and is a predicted model, not a curated record. Bases 643 to 1587 code for a protein of 314 amino acids.
UUGGGUGCUAUUUAAAUAUGGAUCCAAAACCCCUUCUCCUCGGCAGCUGCCCUGAACGGGAUUUUUCGUGUGAAAUCCAGAAAAAUUCCUCGCAAAUUUCCUCCAUCACUGCUACUAAACACGCGCGCACUGAGAAAAAAGAGCGACAGAGAGAGCUACCAUCGUUCCGGCGUAUCCGAUUUCAAAUCAAAUUGGGCGAUGUGGGGUUCCUUCUCUGCCACAACUUCUGGGUUUUGAAAGCGAUUUCGGGAUUGGAUAACUCGGACUGUUUUGAUUUGAUGGGUCGCUCGUUUUGAGCCUCAUAGAGCGAAACAGAGGUGGCGGUGAGUUUACACUGAAUUCUGUUUGUGGCUCUCUGUGAUACUUCAGAAACCCACAGAUUGGCUGGUUCUGUGACGUGGGAUAUAAAUGGUAAUUGGCGGCAGUAUUAUUGGAAUUUGCGCUCUACGCUUUAAUUUUCGGUUGCUUUGAAAGUGGAUCGAAUCAAGCGAGAUAUAGCAGAGAAUUUUCGAUUGCCAGCCUUCAGAUCUCUGAAGUUACUGGUCUCCUCUGUUCAUAUGGUUCUGGCUUGUGCGGUUAUGUAAAUUUAAUCUCAGGUAAUGUUCAAGGAUCCCAGUGAGGAUUAAAGUUUACUAUUGAGUUAUGGAGUGUUCUUAUGAAACAUUAAACAAAGAUGAACCCACUGAUCCUUGCCUCCAAAUCAUUACUAGCAAAUCGCCUUUGUCCUGGUUUGAUUUGAGAGUGUUCUAUGUGAGAAUCAGCAACUUUGAGGUGGAUGAUUCAACUCCUGAGUUUCUCACCCUUAACCAUAUCCCCCUAAACCGCGACACCCUCCUCGAAGUCAAUGGUGCCCGAAGUGGCAUCUACUCGGAUGGAGUCUCCUCCCUUCUCAGACGGGAUCGGGUGGAUAAGAAAUCCGAAGAGGCCACAUUCGUGUGCACAGACAGUAUCAGACUGACUGGGAGUGUGAAGUUUGAGGUUUUCGAUAGGGAGGAUUUUGUGCUCUCGGGAGUCUUGGAGAUGUCUUGUAGGAACGGUUUCACCGGGGAGUCGAAAGGCGAUACGAGGCGAUGGAGCAUGAAUUGCGAGUCGGGGACAACCAAUGGCUCCAGUUUCUUGAGAAUAAAACAUCAAACCACUGGCCCCGAACUGCCAUUGCCAACCAUCGAGGUUUACAUUGCGGGGUGCUUCGCAGGAACACCAAUCAUCCUGACCAAGACCCUACAGCUUAGUCAUAGGAAGAAGCACAAUAGGAAGGGGAUGCUGGACUCAAUCCCAGAGAAUGAAACUACAGAAGGCCAGAAGAAUGUCCCCUCUGCACUUGACAUGAGUUCGGCAAUUCAGGUAUCGGAAUACAAGAGCUACAAGCUCGAGACCAAAGAAGAAGAAGAAGAGUAUGAGAAGUACUACUACUGGAGGGCAGAGUUUGGAGAAGGGGAAGAUGGGGAGCUGUCAUGGUUCAAUGCAGGGGUGAGGGUUGGGGUGGGAAUUGGGCUGGGCAUUUGCCUUGGAAUUGGAAUUGGGGUUGGCUUGCUUGUACGAACUUACCAAUCUACCACUCGUGGCUUCAAAAGACGCCUUCUGUAAUUUCUCUCCCGCGCCCCCUUUCCUCAUGCUCUGCAUAAUAAAACACACAAGGCACACUAACUCCAGUCUCGUGUCCUUGAGAUGCAUCUUUCUCUCCAUUUUAAGUUUCUUUGUACUCCCUCUUUCGCUUGUACAAAACGGCAGCAGCUAACAACAUUUUGUUUCUUCCCAAUCAUGGAUUUCGAGCUUAUUAAAUAUAAUUUUGUUUAAAUAUAA